GACCAAGUACUGUACAGCAUUAUUAAGCAAUUUUGUUUUGUUUCGUUCGAUUUAAGUCUUUAAAGAAGAAACAAUGAACGCAAAAUACAUAAUAUUUAUAUGUUUUGCAAUGAAUUACUUAGCAAUUCUAAGUGUUGCCAACGACGAUAAGAAGAAAGAGCUUUCGAGAUUUUAUCCGCUAACACUAAACGUGUACAACGAAUUAAGAAAGUUUUUCGAACUUGAUACUGAAGACAAUCUUUUUGAGCAUGCAUUAGUCGUGCUUUGGAGUGACACAGAUUAUAACGUAGAAACUUAUUUAUCUCUAGCAGAUAUUGCCACUAUGAAAGAAAAAGGCAUAAGUGUAGAUCACUUUGGGAAAAUUAACUGGGAAAUUUGUAAAAGAAAUGACCAAGACUAUGAAACAUGUAUGAAUCAACGAUUAUUGUCUAUGAAGACUAAAAUUCAAAACGUGAUAGAUGCUGAUGAACGUGAUAGAUGCCAAACGACCCAAAAUCAAAACAUGAUGAAUGCUGAUGAACGUAUUAGAUGCCAAAUGCUUUCGACAUUUUCUCUGCUAACACUAAACGUGUACAACGAAUUAAGAAAGUUUUUCGAACUUGUUACCGAAGAGAAUCUUUCUGUGCAUGCAUUACACGUGCUUUGGAGUAACACAGAUUAUAACGUAGAAACUUAUUUAUCUCCAGCGGAUAUUGCCACUAUAAAAGAAAAAGGCAUAAGUGUAGAACACUUUGGGAAAACUAACUGGGAAUUUUGUAAAAGCAAUGACCAAGACUAUGAACCAUGUAUGAAUCAACGGUUAUCGUUUAUGCAGAACCUAAAUCAAAAGAUGAUAGAGGCUAAUAAACAUGUUAUAUGCCAAACGGUUAUACAAUCCGUUUUCGAUGAAUUAUUAGAGCUCUUAGUAGGUCCUAAUCUUCAGAAAGUACUUGUGAACCAAUUAACCAAGCUUUGGCCUGACAAUGGUGCAACUAUGAAAGCUAAUUUCACAUCCGAUGAAUUGAUACGAAUGAAUCGAGAGGGCAUAGAUAUAAAAAGAUUUGAGGAAAUCACUAGGAAAAUUUACAAAACAGACUAUGUAAAAUCCAUGACUGAACGGUUUUUGUUUAUAAAAGCCCAAAACAAACCAAUUAAGCAAGCUCUAAGAUUGUAA
Adelges cooleyi (spruce gall adelgid) is the source of this 1153-nucleotide messenger RNA. RefSeq lists its product as uncharacterized. The coding region runs from base 74 to 1153 and encodes 359 amino acids. The record is from RefSeq and is a predicted model, not a curated record. Lineage: Eukaryota; Metazoa; Arthropoda; Insecta; Hemiptera; Adelgidae. The transcript is spliced from 8 exons.